Molecule: messenger RNA, 5871 nt
Organism: Danio aesculapii
Lineage: Eukaryota; Metazoa; Chordata; Actinopteri; Cypriniformes; Danionidae
Gene: exoc3
Product: exocyst complex component 3
Exons: 13
Coding region: 163-2409 (748 amino acids)
Biological process (GO): exocytosis; exocyst localization
Cellular component (GO): exocyst
Molecular function (GO): SNARE binding
Source: RefSeq, a predicted model, not a curated record
AGUGGAGGGCUACACCAGGAAGACGCCGCUGUUAUGACAGUAAAAGUACAAAAUAAACAUACAUGAAAACAAAACAUUAAUGAACAGCUUAUAACAACACACUGCUCGAAGAACGAACAUCUCGUCCGGUACCUUCAUCCCUGCCAUCUGGGAGUGUUUACUAUGGAGGAGACGAACAGAGAGGCUGUGGCCACGGCGGUGCAGAGGGUUGCUGGGAUGCUCCAGCGCUCAGACCAGCUGGAUAAAGUGGAGCAGUACAGACGGAGAGAAGCACGCAAGAAAGCAUCUGUGGAAGCUAGAUUAAAGGCUGCUAUUCAGUCUCAGUUGGACGGGGUACGAACAGGCCUCACGCAGCUCCACAAUGCUCUGUGUGAUGUGAAGGACAUCCAGAACUCUCUGGCAGACGUCAGUAAGGACUGGAGGCAGAGCAUUAACACCAUCGAGAACCUGAAGGACGUGAAGGACGCUGUGGUUCAGCACAGUCAGCUGGCGUCAGCUGUCGAGAACCUCAAGAACAUUUUUUCAGUCCCUGAGAUUGUCCGAGAGACCCAUGACCUGAUCGAGCAGGGCGAGCUGCUUCAAGCGCACCGCAAGCUGAUGGACCUGGAGUGCUCUCGGGAUGACCUCAUGUAUGAGCAGUACCGUAUGGACAGCAAGAAUGUUCACGACAUGAACCUCAUCCGUGGCUACUUCGGCCAAGUUCAAGGUCUGUCUGAGGAGCUCUCCAAACAGCUCUGGAUGGUUCUCCAGCGCGCCAUGGUCACCGUCCGCCGUGACCCCACCAUGCUGGUGUCUGUGGUCAGAAUCAUCGAGCGUGAGGAGAAGAUCGACCGCAGAAUGCUGGACCGUAAAAAGCAGACUGGCUUCAUCCCGCCCGGCAGGCCCAAGUGCUGGAAGAACCGCAUGAAUGAAGUCCUGGAAGGCACAGUGAGCGCCCGCAUCGAGAGCACUCAGUCAGAAACCCGCGAGUCGGAUAAAAUGUGGCUGGUGAGGCUGCUGGAGAUCAUGAGGAAGUACGUUCUGGACGACCUGACCGUGGUGAAGAACCUGAUGGUGCAGUGUUUUCCUCCACACUACAACACUUUCCAGGUGUUCUUCACCCUCUAUCAUAAAGCAGUGUCGGCUCGAGUGCAAGAGCUUGCAGCAGAGGAGCUGGAGGCCAAUGAGAUCGUCUCUAUGCUCACGUGGGUCCUCAACACCUAUAAAAGUGUGGAUAUGAUGGGUCAUCCCGAUCUACAGCCUGAAUGUGAGGUCAAGCAGCUGGAGCCUCUAUUACCCGAAAAGGUGGUCAACGAUUUGCUUGGCAAAUACCUCAAGACCUUUAACUCAAACAUCACAGGCUGGCUGCGUAAAGCUCUGGAAACAGAUAAGAAAGACUGGCAGAAAGAGACUGAGCCUGAGGGCGAUCAGGAUGGCUACUACCAGACCACAUUACCAGCUAUUGUCUUUCAGAUGUUUGAGCAGAAUCUUCAGGUCGCUGCUCAGAUUAAUGAGAUCUUCAGAGAGGAGGUGCUGACCGUCUGUCUGAGGCAGAUGAAUUUAUUCCUAAAAAGGUACCGAGAGGAGGCGAUCGCCUAUAAGGAGGAACACUUGAAAGAUCGUCAGCUCCCGCAGUGCUAUGUUCAGUAUAUGAUCGCCAUCAUCAACAACUGCCAGACCUUCAAAGAGUCUAUAAACAGCCUGAAAAGGAAGUACUCUCAGUCUCAUGAACCCACGCAGGACGACGCCACCAUAGACAAGCUCCUGAGCGACGUGGCUAAAGAAGGCUGUCAGUUCCUGCUGGAUGAAGUCUUUCUGGAUUUGGAGCAUCAUCUUAAUGAACUACUCACCCGGAAGUGGCUGGCAGGCACUCAUGCUGUAGAUACCAUCUGCGUAACUGUGGAGGACUACUUUAAUGACUUUGCCAAAAUUAAAAAGCCUUAUAAUCAGGAAAUGACCUGUGAGGCUCACCGGCGGGUGGUGGUGGAGUAUCUGAAAGCCAUCAUACAGAAGCGCAUCUCCUUUAAGAACGCAGAAGAGAGGAAGGAGGGAGCAGAUCGCAUGAUGAAGGAAGCAGAGCAGUUCAAGUUCCUCUUCAGGAAACUUUCUGCUGGAGAAGACACAGACCGGCUGUGUGACUCCAUCAAUGCCAUCGCUGAAGUCUUCAAACUGACCGAUCCUGCUUUACUGUACCUGGAAGUGUCCACUCUGGUCUCCAAAUAUCCUGACAUCAGAGAGGAGCACAUCGUGGCGCUGCUAGCCGUCCGAGGAGAUGCCAGUCGAGAAAUGAGACAGACCAUCAUAGAGACUCUGAACCAGAACAAACCAUCCUCCUCCUCCAUCUCUCAGCCCGUCUUCAGAGAUAUCAUUGUGCCAACCAUCAGCAUGACCUCCAUGACUUCAAUGGCUGUGCCCAAACUGCUGAAAUAACCCUUUGCUGAGCUACUAACAGGCCACCGAGUGUUGACUCCUUCCCUCAAUGCACUUUGGAAAUGCAUUUGCUGCCAGCACAGUGGAGACAUGAAUGGCAGGAGCUCUUAUUGAGGUUACAGUUACUGAUGAUUUAUGAUCACUUGAUGUACAGAAGCAUUUUUUUUCUUUUAGCCUGCUCUUCUUAAAGAUGAAACAAAAGAAUAGUUCACCUAAAAACAUAUAAAAGUUCAGUCGACAGUGCUGAUAGCCUAGUGGGCAGUGCACCAACAAUAGGGCCACUUUGCUUUGGCUGUUCAUUUAUUUUGUUUGUUUUUAUAGAGAUAAUUGCAGAAUAAAGAAGUCAUAUAAUAUAAUGCAAGCAAAUUGAAUGAAUGAAAACAGAACAUCUUGUCCUGGCCAAAUUCCCUCCAUCUGCCCUUACCCCAUCAUGACCUCCCAAUCAUCCCCAUCCACCGAAUUGGCUGUGUCACUGUCUCUCCACUUCUCCUUUAGCUAGUGUGUGGUGAUCGCACUGGCGCCGUUGUCCUGUGGCUGCCACCACUUCAUCCAAGUGGAUGCUGCACACUGGUGGUGGAGUGGAGAGACCCCCUUCAUAGCUGUGAAGCACUUUGAGUGUAUGGCCAUACAUGAUAAAUGCGCUAUAUAAAUACACAUUACAUUCAUGUGCUGUUUUCUUAAGCAAUAUGAUUGUUUUGUGUAUAAAAAUAGCUUAUUUUUACAUUGGUAAAGUAUAGAACUGCUGAGUGCAUGAUUCUGAUUGGUUGAUGCAUGUUCUUAGGUGUUGUGCGGUUUUAUUUAGGAAAAUGCUCUGGUAAAGUAGUUCCUGGUGAGUGAUUAAUGCAUUGCAGUUCCACAUCACUUUGUUGAGGGACUAAUUAGCAAGAUCUUAAAGUAGUUAGACCACUGACCAAUCACGUAAACAUAAAUGACAGAUAAUUACAUGUUAUUAUUUACAGAGAGUACACAUACAUACAUACAUGAACUUGUCAGCUCUAACUCCAACUCAUUCAUUCAUUUUCCUUCGGCUUAGUCCCUUUAUACAUCACGGGUUACCACAGCGGAAUGAACCGCCAACUAUUCCAGCAUGUUUUACACAGCGGAUGCCUUUCCAGCUGCAACCCAGUACUGGGAAGCACCCAUACACACGUACAGUAUGGCCAUUUUUGUUUAUUCAAUUCACCUACAGCGCAUGUGUUUGGACUCUGGGGGAAACCAGAGGAAACCCACGCCAACACGGGGAGAACAUACAAACUCCACACUGAAAUGCAACCAGUGACCUUAUUGCUGUGAGGCGACAGUGCUAACCACUGAGCCACUGUGUCACCACCUGACUGCAACUUUUUCAAUAAAACUAAUUUUGUUCAGUUUUUUAGUAACUCAGAGUGGAGUCAGUUACUUGGAUUAUAUUACAGAUGUUGUAUUUUAAGACAUUUGUCCUCAAACUAGUCCUGUGUGUGUUGAAUCCUUGCUCAUCUCAUCUGAGUGAAGUUUUAUAUACUAAUUUUAAGAGGAGCACACGAUAUGAUUGAUCGCGGGUGGUCUCUCAUCUGUAAUCAGCAAUAAUCCAAUAAGAUUGAUCCAAGCCUUCAGUAAAUAGGCUGAUUUCACCCUACCACCUUAUCUUCGUUUUGGAAGAAUCCCCCCUUCCACCCCAUCUCCUCCUUUGCCAGGGCGAGCUCUUGAAACCUACCUGAUCUCGGACCCCCUUGCAUUCUGAUUGCCCUGGGCUCAGUUAUCUCCGAGCUCAGGGCUCUCUCCGAGGACAGCAUGCCAAACCGUCUAAUAGUGUCAAGCAAUAUUUUAGUAUUGACUCUUGAAAGUCUUAAAUUGAUUUAAUCUCGGGCUGUUGUAGGCUGGAAAGUAAUUUUAGACAUUGUGUAGUGAUAUAAAACUGCAAUGUGGAACUACAUUACCUGACAAAAGUCUUGUUGUUGAUCCCAGUUGUAAGAGCAACAAUAAUAGCUUGACUUCUAGUUGAUCAUUUGGAAAAGUGGCAGAAGGUAGAUUUUUCAGAUGAAUCAUCUGUUGAUCUGCACCCCAAUCAUCACAAAUAUUGCAGAAGACCUAUUGGAACCUGCAUGGACCCAAGAUUCUAACAAAAAUGAGUCAAGUUUGGUGAAGGAAAAAUCAUGGUUUGGAGUUACAUUCAGUAUGGGGGUGUGCGAGAGAUCUGCAGAGUGGACGGCAACAUCAACAGCCUGAGGUAUCAAGACAUUUGUGCUGCCCAUUACAUCACAAACCACAGGAGAGGGCAAAUUCUUCAGCAGAAUAGCGCUCCUCAUACUUCAGCCUCCACGUCAAAGUUCCUGAAAUCAAAGAAGGUCAAGGAGCUGCAGGAUUGGCCAGCCCAGUCACCAGACUUGAACAUUAUUGAGCAUGUCUGGGGUAAGAUGGAGGAGGCAUUGAAGAUGAAUCCAAAGAAUCUUGAUAAACUCUGUGAGUCCUGCAAGAACGCUUUGUCAUUCCAGAUGACUUUAUUAAUAAGUGAUUUGAGUCAUUGCAGAGAUGUACAGAUGCAGUCCUCCAAGCUCAUGGGAGUCAAACACAAUAUUCAUUCUUUUUCCACUGCACCAUGACUUUAUAUUCUAUACUGUCCAUUAUUUCUGUUAAGUGACAAGACUUUUGUCGAAGCAAAGUCAGACUUUACUGUCGUAAUUAAAUAAUUAAAAAUCAAGGCAUGAUCAUAUUUUAUUUUGGUCAAAUAAGCGUAAUCUAGAGGCCUUUGCCUUUCAUAUAAGCCACUUCUGAUGCCAAAUGAUCAACUAGAAGUCAAGUUAUUGCUGUUCCUAAAAUAGGAUAGGCGACAAGACAUUUGUCAGGUAGUGCACUUAAGCUGUGUGUUUGUCUGACAAUAAAAUAGGCACUCAUUUCAUAAUGUUCAUCAGCCAAUCAGAAUUAAGCACACAACAGUUCUCUAGUUUUAAAGUGGAAUGAUUGAUCUCAUGCUAUUGAAUUACUAGAAGAUAAUUGUGAACUUUAUUUUUGGGUGAACUGUCCCUUUAACAAUUAAAUGGAUAAUUAUCCCCAAAAUGAAUAUAGCCAUCAUUUACUCCUCCUCCAUUUGUAACAAACCACUUUGAGUUUCUUUCUUUCUGAUGAACACAAAAGAAAAUAUUUGUUGAAAACUGGUAACCACUGACUUUCAUAGUGUUUAUUUAUCCUAUUGUGGAUGUCAAUGGUUGCCAAUUGUGAUGUUAUCAAAACUCAUAAAUGUUUGGAGCCAUUUGAGGGUGAGUAAAUUGUGAGUAUAUUUUCACUUUUGGGUGAACUAUCCCUUUAAGAGGAGUCAUUUGCUUUCAGUUACUUAUUUCCCAUCAGUCACUGUUGAAUUAUUAGCUUUUCACAGGACUAGAGUUUGACACUAUUAUAAUAAGCCUCCUGCUGGACGCUUUCAUGAACUGCAAUGAACCACUGAACUCCUGUCAGUUUUCAUUUCAAUAAAAUCCAGAUUAACACUAA